AUGGUGAUCACAAAUGAGAAGAAUGAGCUAAUUCCCACUAGAACAGUCACUGGCUGGAGGAUUUGCAUGGACUACCGCAAAUUGAAUGAGGCGACAAGGAAGGAUCAUUACCUAGUUCCUUUCAUUGAUCAAAUGCUAGACAGGCUAUCUGGGCCGGAGUAUUAUUGCUUCUUGGAUGGUUAUUCACGGUGUAUGAUGACGAUCUUUCAGGACAUGGUGGAGGAUUUUGCGGAGAUCUUCAUGGAUGACUUCUUAGUUUUUUGGGAGUCCUUUGAUUCAUGCUUACGAAAUCUGGAUAGAGUGGUAGGAAGGUUAGAGAGUUCGACACAUAUUGAAAAAAAACUACAGAUUAAAGAAGAAUUUCCAGAUGAGCAGCUAUUGGCCCUAGGGAUGACUGAAUUGCCAUGGUAUGCAGAUGUUGUCAAUUAG
Messenger RNA from Solanum dulcamara, 429 nucleotides. RefSeq lists its product as uncharacterized. The record is from RefSeq and is a predicted model, not a curated record. NCBI's taxonomy places the organism in Eukaryota, Viridiplantae, Streptophyta, Magnoliopsida, Solanales, Solanaceae. Bases 1 to 429 code for a protein of 142 amino acids. The transcript has 3 exons.